CGCUCUCCGCUCCCCGGCCUGUGAGCCGAGCGGUGGAGCGCCUAAGAGCGCAUGCGCAAAAGAAUAACUCGAGGAAAGCACGGGCAGGCGACUGUUUUCCUUCCUGACUUUGCUGUUCUAGGUUGUGGUAGAUGUCAGUAGUGUCUGAUGGUGAUCAUUUUGGGAAAAGUCAAUCUUGUAGACUGGUGUAGCAUCUUCCCUUAUUAAUGAGAUGAGCCUGAUCAUACGUAACCUGCAGAGAGCCGUCCCCAUCCGGAGAGUGCCACUUCGCAAGAAUAUAGAACGACUGCGUUGCAUUUUGGGUGUGCAGCGGUUUGAUCUCGGGGUUAUCUGUGUUAGUAACAGGCACAUACAGCAGCUCAAUAGACAUUACAGGCAGAAGAACAUCCCUACCGAUGUCUUAUCUUUUCCUUUUCAUGAGAAUCUGAAAGCAGGAGAACUGCCACAACAUUUUGCUCAAGAUGAAUACAAUUUGGGAGACAUUUUUCUAGGAGUCGAAUAUAUUUAUCAACAAUGUGUACAAUACAAUGAAGAUUAUUACAAUAUUCUUACAGUGACAGUUGCUCAUGGCUUGUGCCAUUUGCUUGGGUAUAAGCACAGCACAAAAGCCGACUGGGAAGAGAUGUAUAAAAAGGAAGUACAAAUUCUCCAGGAGUUAAGCAGGUUGUCAGAUAUAAACUUCCAGCCGCUGACAAAAAACCACUUCUAGUUGAUAUAUCUGUAAAUUGACCCACAAAUAAAAGAGAGAGAGAGAGAGA
Messenger RNA from Anolis sagrei ordinatus, 758 nucleotides. It is a transcript of the gene YBEY, whose product is annotated as ybeY metalloendoribonuclease. Gene Ontology annotation, molecular function: metalloendopeptidase activity. Gene Ontology annotation, biological process: rRNA processing. The record is from RefSeq and is a predicted model, not a curated record. NCBI's taxonomy places the organism in Eukaryota, Metazoa, Chordata, Lepidosauria, Squamata, Anolidae.